This is a messenger RNA of Heterocephalus glaber (naked mole-rat), 3265 nucleotides long. RefSeq names its product zinc finger MYM-type containing 5 (gene Zmym5). The record is from RefSeq and is a predicted model, not a curated record. NCBI's taxonomy places the organism in Eukaryota, Metazoa, Chordata, Mammalia, Rodentia, Bathyergidae. Gene Ontology annotation, molecular function: zinc ion binding.
CCGACCCGUGCUUAGCACCCCGCGGCGCGGACGCCGUGGCCGCUGCGCGUCGGGGCCUCGGGGCUGCUGGGUGCUGCGCUCAUGUCCCGGGCUCUCUGGCGUGCGGCCCGAGGGCUGCGGGAGUGCGGGCGCGGCUGGGCUAGCCGGAACCAGGAUUCUCCUUAAGGUUAUUCUGCUGAAGCUUUGGCAGAAAUUAAGAAGGAAAACAUCUCUAUUGUUGUUUGGCAUGGACGAUCCCUCAAUGGGAAGAUUAGACUUGACUGACCAUGCUCACGCUGUAUUAGGGAGUACAGCCAUGACAGCUAGUCUCAUGAACAUAGGGAUUUCAUGUGGUGAUCCCACAAGUCCUUUAGUCAAUAGAUCUAGAAACUCAUCAGUGGAAGAUGAUGAUGAUGUUGUAUUUAUUGAAUCUAUACAACCUCCUUCAAUUUCUGCUCCAGCAAUAGCUGAUCAAAGAAACUUUAUGUUUACAUCAUCAAAACAUGAAAAGCCACAAGGAAAUUGUCCUGUAAUUCUGCCAUUCUCAAGAGAUUUGGCUUGUCAGAAAGGAAAUAUGUGUGAGACAAUUGUUAUUGAUGAUGAAGAGGACAUAGAAACAAAUGGAGGGGAGAAAAAUUCUUCCAGUAAUACUGGGUGGGGACUUCCUGGAACUAAAAACAGCACCAAAGAUUUGGAUUUCUCCACAUCCAGUCAUUCAAGAAGUAAGACCAAGACUGGAGUAGGACCUUUUAAUCCUGGUAGAAUGAAUGUGGCAGGAGAUGUAUUUCAGAAUGGAGGAUUUACAACUCAGCAUAAUCCUGAUUCUUGGAUCUCCCAGUCAGCAUCAUUUCCCCGUAAUCAGAAACAGCCAGGGGUGGAUUCUCUAUCACCAGUGGCCUCACUUCCUAAACAGAUUUUCCAGCCUUCUGCCCAACAGCAAUUUACUAAACCAGCUAAAAUCACUUGUGCAAACUGCAAAAAUCCUUUACAGAAGGGACAGACAGCUUACCAACGAAAAGGAUCAGCUCACCUCUUUUGUUCUACCACCUGCCUUUCUUCCUUCUCUCAUAAACGUAUUCGAAAGACACGAAAUAUAAUAUGUAAAAGAGAUGCACCUACAAAGAAGGCUACUGUUGUUCCUCCAGUGGAAUCAAGUAGAUCCUUCCAAGAAUUUGCUAGUACAUCUUUGUCUCUCUGUGAAAACAAUCAUCAUCUUAGAAAAGGAGUUUUUAAUACAUCCCGAUGUAUAAUCUGUAAUAAACUGACAGAGGUUCACCAUGAAGUCAGUGUUAAUAAUGUAACUCACAAGCUGUGCAGUAACCAUUGCUUUAAUAAGUACAGGUUGGCUAAUGGUCUAAAAAUGAACUGCUGUGAACAGUGUGGAGAGUACAUGCCUGAUAAAAAUAUGGGAAACAGUAUCCUGAUUGGAGGUCAGCAGAAGAGAUUUUGCUGCCAAAAUUGUAUUAAUGAAUAUAAACAGAUGAUGGAAAUAAAAUCACAAACAUUAUCAGCAUCAGAAAAAAGGAAAAGGAGUGGUAUAGGAGAAGAAAAUGACAGUAAACUAUAUGGAUCAUUAAAUAUACUUUUAGAAAAAAUAGACGGAGUACCAGAAAAAAAAGAUAAGACUUUAGAACAAGUUGCAGCAGAAUGCAGCCCAAAUAUGUCCCUGAACAAACAAAAUGUGAAUUCACCUUAUUCUGUGUCAGCCAUAGCUGAUGAAUCACAGAAGCAACUGGAAGACAAAAAAUCAGAAGACUGCUUUAUGCCAGUUGUGCUUUCUCCAGAUCCAGGUACAUGGCCCCGAAUUUUGAAUAUUAAGCAGCGGGACACACUUGUUGAGAAUGAUCCACCUCAAGUAAGAAAUUUUGACUUUCCAAAAGACAACACAGGGAGGAAGUUUUCAGAAACUUACUAUACACGAAUUCUUCCAAGUGGUGAAAAAACCACUAGAUCCUGGUUACUUUAUUCUACUUCUAAAGAUUCUGUGUUUUGCCUAUAUUGCAAACUCUUUGGGGAAGGAAAAAAUCAACUGAAAAAUGAGAAUGGAUGCAGAGAUUGGCAGCAUUUAUCACAUAUUCUUAGUAAACACGAAGAAAGUGAGAUGCACCUCAACAAUAGUGUUAAGUUUUCAAAGUUAAAAUCUGAUUUGAAAAAAAAUAAAACUGAUGAAGCUGCAGGACACAGAUUAUGUGAAGAUGAAAGAAAUGGUGGUGUCCUGCUGUUGUAUACAUAAUGUGCCCAAUUUGGUUUCUGUCAUUACUUAGAAAAGAUCUGGGGACAGGGAUUUAGCUCAGUGGUUCCGUCAUCUGCCUCGCAAGCGCAAGAUUCCGAGUUUGAUCCCCGGUACCAAAAGAAAAAACUUGCACGUAGUAGAUAGUCAUUCAACAGAUAACUCCUGAAGAAGAAAAUUUUUUUAAAAAAGAAAAGAUCUGUACCACGAGUCAGUGUCAGUCAGUCCUGAGCUGUAAUGAACAUAAAUAGCUAAUUAGCAGUAAGUAUAAUAGCAGAUAAAUAGUAAAGAGUGUUUCUGUUCCAAAUUUAAAACUAAUUGGAUUCAAUAGUGAUUGCGAAAUUUAGUAAAGGCAAUUUCUCAGUUCUCAACUUUUUACAAUUGGCAAUUGAGAACUGCUGUUUAACAGGUUUGAUUAAUAUUCUGGUUACUAUGAAACCGGUGCCGGUUAUGUUGGUACACUCCUAUAAUCCCAGCACUCAGGAGGAUCACUGCAAGUUCGAGGCCAGCCUAGGCUACCCAUUGAGUUUAAGGCAAGCCUAAACUACGUAGCGAGACUUUGUCUCAGAAACAACAACAAAAAAGAAAGCAGAGGUAGGAAAGCCUUGCCUUUAUUAAUACCAGUUGAAUAGGAUAGUUAUGUGAACAUAUUCUCAGCAUUAUUAAAGACAUUCAGAUAGUUUCAAGAACAAAAUAGGGAUCUCAAACUAUAGCUUUUUCCUUUUUAACCAAAUAUUUGUGAUUUACUCCUUUGAGCAAAACUCGGGAGUAGGGGCAUGGUGAUGGUGGUAGUACUGGAGAUUGAACCCAGGGUUUUUGCACUGAGCUACAUCACUAGCCCUUCUCUUUCUGAGCUUUAUUUAUUUGUUUUUUUGAGGCAGGGUCGCUAUAAGUCAGUAAAUUGCUCAGGUUAGGCUCCAACUUGCAAUCCUCACGCUUCAACCUUCCAAAAUUUUGAGAUUAAAGGCAUAUACACCAUGGCCGCUGGCUUGAGCAAAACAUUUCUACUUGACCAAAACAGCAUUAUUGUAUUAAAGGUGAAUGAUUUGCAUUUCA